AUGACCAACCUCGCCCGGCAAGUGCGUGCAGAAGUGCUUGACCCUUGUUUCCAUGCACCCCAUACCCUCCCUCCCCAUCCCUCCCCUUACUCACCUCCUUCCCCUCUCUUCCCUCCCUCCCCUCCCUCCCCUCCCUCACUUCCCUCCUCUCCCUCCCCUUCCUCCCCUCCCUCCCCCCUCCCUCACCCCUCUUCCUCCCCCCCUCCCUUCCCUCAUCUCCCUGGCCUUGCUGGCACCUCACAUGUUUGCACCUCACAUGUUCGCACCUCACAUGUUCGCACCUCACAUGUUCGCACCUCACAUGUUCGCACCUCCCAUGUUCGCACCUCCCAUGUUCGCACCUCACAUGUUCGCACCUCCCAUGCUCGCACCUCCCAUGCUCGCACCUCCCAUGCUCGCACCUCCCAUGUUCGCACCUCCCAUGUUCGCACCUCCCAUGCUCGCACCUCCCAGGGCACCUCACAUGUUCGCACCUCACAUGUUCGCACCUCACAUGUUCGCACCUCAUAUGUUCGCACCUCACAUGUUCGCACCUCACAUGUUCGCACCUCCCAUGUUCGCACCUCCCAUGUUCGCACCUUCCAUGCUCGCUCCCAUGCUCGCACCUUCCCAUGUUGGUGA
Closterium sp. Naga37s-1 is the source of this 621-nucleotide messenger RNA. NCBI's taxonomy places the organism in Eukaryota, Viridiplantae, Streptophyta, Zygnematophyceae, Desmidiales, Closteriaceae. The record is from the annotation of a GenBank genome assembly.